Papaver somniferum (opium poppy) is the source of this 3390-nucleotide messenger RNA. Its product is annotated as probable LRR receptor-like serine/threonine-protein kinase At3g47570. NCBI's taxonomy places the organism in Eukaryota, Viridiplantae, Streptophyta, Magnoliopsida, Ranunculales, Papaveraceae. Gene Ontology annotation, molecular function: ATP binding; protein binding; protein kinase activity. Bases 150 to 3278 code for a protein of 1042 amino acids. The record is from RefSeq and is a predicted model, not a curated record. Gene Ontology annotation, biological process: protein phosphorylation. The transcript has 2 exons. Gene Ontology annotation, cellular component: plasma membrane.
ACGUGUAUACUAAUCUUCUCGGGAUCAGUAUACACGUAUCAGAGUACUUAGUUAUAAGACCCAACUAAGUUGAGAUUUUUUUUAUAUACACUUUCAAAAAAAAGAACAUCGGAAUUGCAAAUUCAGAGUACUCAAUAUCCGUUCAUGUUAUGGAGAUGAAAUUGUUACACCGCAGCCUUAUUCUCAUCAUCUCGUGUAUGUCCGUUUCUGUUAAUUGCCUAAUUGUCAUCAAUCGUGCCAAAUCAAAUGACCGGCUGGCGCUAGUUGCAUUUAAGAACGGGAUAACUGAAGAUCCACUCGGAGCCCUGAGUUCGUGGAACAACAACAAUGAUUCUCUUCAUUUUUGCAAGUGGAAAGGAGUUACAUGCAGUCAUCGUCAUCCGAAUAGAGUUACUAGAUUAGACCUUCAAUCCAAAAGUUUGGUAUGUUCCAUAUCUCCUCACAUAGGAAACCUUAGCUUUCUUACUGAUCUCAUCCUUAACAGCAACAGUUUGAACAAAGAAAUCCCACAACAAAUUGGUCGUCUUUUUCGAUUAAAAAGGUUAAAUCUUUCGCGUAAUAUCUUGGAUGGAGAAAUUCCGAGCAAUAUUUCUCGUUGCUCCAAUCUCAUACACCUUGAUAUAUCUCAGAACAAUCUUGUGGGUAGUAUUCCAGAUGAACUAGGCUACUUAUCUAAUGUCAAAGUGUUGUGGCUCCAGUAUAAUAAUUUUUCUGGAGAGAUUCCGACUUCAUUGGGUAACGUUUCAACAUCUCUUACUCAUCUUGGUCUUGGUUAUAAUAAUUUGGAUAGAAUAAUUCCAAACACUCUAAGCCAACUAACAAGAUUAAAAUUUCUUGAUAUUACUUCCAACAAGUUGUCAGGUAUUGUCCCUUCAUCACUCUACAAUAUCUCAUCACUGGAGGUUUUUUCAUUGAUGUUCAAUCAACUCCACGGGACUAUUCCUUUUGAUAUUGGUCUCACCCUGCCGAAUAUAACCUCUUUCUCGGUUUCAGGAAACAGUUUCACUGGAAUCAUUCCUAAUUCAUUUGCCAAUUCAUCCAGCCUUAAAGUUUUACAGUUGUAUAAAAAUAAUUUUGUUGGAUCGCUACCUUAUAACCUUGGCCAUUUUAAUAAUCUUAUAAGGUUAAAUUUAGGAGAAAAUGAUCUUGGAAGUGGCCGAGCUAAUGAUCUGGACUUCAUAAAUUCUCUGAUAAAUUGUACUAGUUUGAAGGUUAUAUUUCUAGGCGUCAACAAUUUCGGUGGCAUGCUACCUAGCUCUAUAGGAAAUCUGACAACAGACCUGGAUACAUUACAUUUGGCAGAAAAUCAGAUAUAUGGAAGUAUUCCUGCAGGUAUUCAGGAUCUUGUAGGCUUGAGAUCGCUCGUUUUGGCUGGCAACCUGCUCGCAGGUGGGAUUCCUCCAGGCAUCGGGAACCUUCAAAAUCUGGGUGUUUUAGAUCUUCGGAGGAACAAAUUGUCGGGGUCGGUGCCUUCUUCUUUCGGUAACUUAACAAGACUGAUCGAACUCACUUUAUCGUUUAAUAUCUUAACAGAUUCAAUUCCUCCUAGUAUAGGAAAUUGUGAAUCUCUGCAGAGCUUGGUCCUCUCGAGCAACAGAUUAACUGGUAGUAUCCCGAAACAAGUUCUUGAACUUUCCUCUUUAUCAAGGUUUCUCAACUUGGGUAAUAACUCACUCACUGGUCCACUGCCAGUGGAAGUUGGCAGCUUGAAAAACCUUGGGAUAUUGGACCUUUCUGAAAACAAAUUAUCUGGUCAAAUCCCAAGUAGCAUAGGCGAGUGUUUAAGCUUAACAGGUCUGUUCUUGGAUGGUAACUACUUUCAAGGAAACAUUCCUCCGGCUAUUACUUUCUUAAGAGGCCUUGAAAGUUUAAGCCUCUCCCGCAAUAACUUGUCUGGCAUAAUACCGGAAAGCUUAGAGAAUCUGAAGCUUAGUAAAUUGAACUUAUCAUUUAAUAAUCUAGAGGGAGUGGUACCAAGAUAUGGAGUUUUUAUGAAUAUAAGUGCAUUCUCAGUUGAUGGGAAUAGAAAACUUUGUGGAGGAAUACCUGACUUGAAGCUGCCGAAUUGCAACAUCUCAAGAAAGAAAAGGCAUGUCAAAAUUAUAAUUAUCAUAGUAAUAGUUAUUGUGGUUUUAUUUUUAAUUUCAGUCAUGUUUUUGCUCGUUCUUUAUUGGAGAACGAAGUCAGAAACAAAACCACCUUUGACGGCUUUAGAUGUCGGUAAUCAGUACAUGGGAGUUUCUUACAACGAGCUUCUUAAGGCGACCAAUGGAUUUGAUCGUUCUACCAAUUUGCUUGGUGUGGGAAGUUUUGGGUCUGUAUAUAAGGGAAUUCUUAGUCAGGAUGAAUCAAAACCUGUUGCAGUUAAGGUUAUACAACUUCAGCAAAGAGGUGCAACCAAGAGUUUCAUGGCCGAAUGUGAUACCCUUAGAGAAAUUCGACAUAGAAAUUUACUUAAGAUUGUAACUUGUUGCUCGAGUAUCGAUUUUCAAGGUAAUUCUUUCAAAGCUCUGGUUUUUGAGUUCAUGGCUAAUGGGAAUCUAGAUAAUUGGUUGCACUCAGAUGCAAGUAGCGUAGACAGUGACGACCAACUGCAACCGAAAAAUUUGACCCUGGAUAGAAGAUUGAACAUUGCGGUCGAUGUUGCUUCAGCACUAAAUUAUCUUCACCAUGAGUGUCAAUCCCCAAUUAUUCAUUGUGAUCUGAAGCCAAGCAAUGUCCUUCUCGAUGAUGAUCUAAUUGCCCAUGUGGGUGACUUUGGCUUGUCUAAGUUCCUUUCUAAUCCUUCCAGUUAUUCUCAGCAUCUGAAUGAACAAGACGCAAGUUCAAUUGCAAUAAAGGGCUCCAUAGGUUAUAUUUCUCCUGAAUAUGGAAUGGGUGGUGCAGCGUCUACAGAAGGUGACGUGUAUAGUUAUGGGAUCCUUUUGCUAGAAAUGUUUACGGGAAAACGACCAACUGAUGACAUGUUCAAAGAUGGUUUAGACAUCCAUAACUUCUCCAAGAUGCAUAUGUUGCCAGACCGCAUUGAAGAGAUUGUUGAUUCGCGUUUGCUGUCGGAAUUAGGAGAAGUUCAUAAUGAUGAUGAAACUAUAAGUUACGAUGUGUCGGCAAACGAAAGAAGAAAUAUAGCAAGAGAUAAAAUGCGACAGACCUUGACUUCUAUAAUUCAAAUUGGAGUUAAAUGUUCUUCAAAGUUACCUUCAGAUAGGAUCAACAUGAGUAAGGCUAUUUUGGAUGUACAAGCAGUAAAGAAUUUGUUUCUUGGUGGUGAAAUGUAGUAAAAAAUUAGAACUCUUCUAAUAACAAAUAUUUUGUUUCUUUGUCAAUUCCUCUUCAGUGAACUUUGUGAUAAAAGUUAAGGAGUCCAACGCAGUACGCAGAAAUAUUUCC